Molecule: messenger RNA, 955 nt
Organism: Toxoplasma gondii ME49
Lineage: Eukaryota; Apicomplexa; Conoidasida; Eucoccidiorida; Sarcocystidae
Exons: 5
Coding region: 1-687 (228 amino acids)
Source: RefSeq, a predicted model, not a curated record
AUGUACUCCGGAAGUCCCGAAUUCGAAAGCUUCUUGUGCGAGCAGCUUGAGAAGCUGAAAGUCGACACAGACGUAUUCAAGGAUUACGUCAUGGGCAUUCUUCAAGACGACAGUGCCUCUCGAACAGAGAAGGUAGACGCUGUUGCCGAAAGUCUCCAGUUUGCAGUCGAAGAUGAGUCCGUUGCGGGCCUCGUUCCCGACUUCGCGGCAGAGUGCGUGGACAAAUGGGUGAAGGAAGUGGAGGAAGUUGAGCACCAAAAGAAAACAGAGCAGCAGGAGGCAGCACUCAAAGAUGCGGUCAAAGUGUCAACGCCGGCCUCAGCGCCAGCAGCUCGCUCGCCUGUCAAGACGCAGGGGUGGGAGAACCCACAAGACAAAGCUCUGAAACAGCGCCUGAUGGAGCAGUUCGCUUGGCAAGUCGACGAAGUCGUCGACUUUGAUGAAAACGGUGCUGAGAUGCUCCGCAGCUCGGCCAAGAAGGACUCGCAUGACCCUCUUGCCGACGACUUAUUCAGGAAUGACAAUCGUGCACGGGUGGCAGCGGCACAACAGAUGGAUCGCCUCAAGGCGAAGGCGCAACACGAGGACGAAUUGCGGAGGCGGGCGGAGCAGAAGAAAAUGGAGGCUCUCAAGAAGGAGAAGGAGAAGAACAGAGUCGCAAAGAAAGAGAGGCGCGCGGGGCGCUAGAAAGACCUGAGCCGUUUCUUCUGUUCAACGGCCUUCCGCUUCCGUUCUGGCUGACUUGCAGCUUGCUGGCGAUGGCCUAUCGUGGCCGGUGGGGCGUGCUGUGCUCAGAUUGUGUCAAGCGCGAAGGGAGAUGGCGCUUGGCGUUUUGAGUCCACGAUGUCCGACAGUCUCAACGUGAACAAACCGCUGGGUUGAGAGGGCUGUCGAAGGAUUUCUGAAUCUGCCUGCCACUUGGGGCUGUGAGCGGCGAGGACAGAAGGAGGGCCGG